GACGACCAUCAUGUCCACUCAGGCGCCGACAUUCACACAGCCGCUGCAGAGCGUCGUGGCACUUGAGGGUAGUGCCGCCACGUUUGAGGCUCAGAUUAGUGGUGAGGAAGCUUCCUGAGUACCCCCAGUUCCUGAGGUGAGCUGGUUCCGUGAUGGCCAGGUUCUUUCAGCUGCCGCUCUAGCUGGUGGUCAAAUCUCGUUCGGCGAUGGCCGCGCUGUUCUGAGGAUCCCCGCUGUGACCGCUGCACACAGUGGAAGAUUUUCUGUCAGAGCCACCAAUGUGUUGGCCAAGGCCACGAGCACCGCUGAGCUCCUCGUCAAAGUGGAAACAGCGCCCCCUAGCUUCGUUCAGAGACUUCAGAGCUCCACAGUCACAGGCAGCCAGCUCAGGCUGGAUGUCCGGGUCACGGGAAUCCCUACACCUGUGGUGAAGUUCUAUAGAGAAGGAGCCGAGAUCCAGAGCUCCGCCGACUUCAGGAUCCUCCAGGACGGAGACCUGCACAGCCUGAUGAUCGCCGAGGCCUUCCCAGAGGAUUCUGGGACAUAUUCUGUAACUGCCACCAACAGCAGUGGACGAGCCACGUCAACUGCUGAGCUGCUGGUUCAAGGAGAAGAAGCUGUUCCUACAAAGAAAACCAAAACUGCUGUGACAACAUCUCAUAUCGAGACAUCUCAGACCAGAGUCCAAAAGAAGGUGGAGGCGGGUUUCCAAGCUACCACCAUGAUGGAGAUGCACGUUGACGGUGGCGUGAUGACUCACAUCUGGCUCAUAAAACCCCCCGCGGAUCCCUCCAAAGCCCACCUCCCAUGUCCCCACCAUCCUUUGUUUCCAAAGUGA
This is a messenger RNA of Thalassophryne amazonica, 838 nucleotides long. It is a transcript of the gene ccdc141, whose product is annotated as coiled-coil domain containing 141. Lineage: Eukaryota; Metazoa; Chordata; Actinopteri; Batrachoidiformes; Batrachoididae. The record is from RefSeq and is a predicted model, not a curated record.